Molecule: messenger RNA, 3999 nt
Organism: Polypterus senegalus (gray bichir)
Lineage: Eukaryota; Metazoa; Chordata; Cladistia; Polypteriformes; Polypteridae
Gene: yme1l1b
Product: YME1-like 1b
Exons: 19
Coding region: 218-2386 (722 amino acids)
Biological process (GO): protein quality control for misfolded or incompletely synthesized proteins; mitochondrion organization
Cellular component (GO): mitochondrial inner membrane
Molecular function (GO): metalloendopeptidase activity; ATP-dependent peptidase activity; ATP hydrolysis activity
Source: RefSeq, a predicted model, not a curated record
GGAAAGCGGAAGUACACGCCGGUUCGACUUUUUCUCGCUCUCACUUUCUCUCCCCUCCCCUCACUUCAGCGUUAAAGAAGCCAUUUUCAAUUUCAUAACAGAGAAUACCAAGGAGAAAGGGGAAAUUUGACGAAAGACAGAAGCCAAGAAUAAGAGCUUGUCAAGUCGGAUAUCAAGUUCUUUUGUCGAGAGCAGUACUUUUUGAAGUCUUCUUGAAAUGUUUUCCUUGUCCUCCACGGUGCAGCCGCAGGUAACAAUCCCUCUCAGCCACCUCAUCAGUGCCUUUCAUUCAUUAAAAAGCUCUGUCAGUACUGCUUCUAUUCAGUGUCUUCACAAAGACAAUUCCACUGAAAGUGAUCUUUACAGCACUGAGCCUGCAGUAAACAUUCGUGAAUUAGGAUUGAACGAUCUCAGAACAACUCAGCUUGAAGAACUUGUGAAUAGACUUCUUCCUAGCCUUACUGCAGACCAGUGCCCGAACAGCUCACGCUGGAAAACCUCCUACAUCUCUGCAGAAUCUUUCUUUCAUAAUAAAAAUGGCUUUUCCAGUGCUUCUUUGGGUCUCAUGGGUUCGUGGGAUUCAUACAGACAGCACCAUAGUCCUCUUCGGAGAGUGUGUUCAGAUCUUCAGCAUUGGCCAGUUUUUAUCCAGACUCGUGGCUUUAAAACUCUGAAAUCAAAAACGAGGCGUUUGCAGUCAUCAUCGGAAAGACUUGCGGAGCCUGAGAGCUAUGGUUCAUCCUUUAUGAAGGGCCUUUUGAUGCGAGACAAAGGAUUGGAGGUUGAAAGUUUAGAAAAGUUAAUGAAAAAUAAGAAUAUUUCUGAAGCUCAUCAGGAUGCUUUUAAGACUGGUUUCGCAGAAGGAUUCUUGAAAGCUCAGUCAAUCACGCAAAGAACACAUGAUUCUCUACGGAGAACAAGACUGUUUCUACUGAUUCUCCUUCUGAUUGGUAUUUAUGGCUUGUCAAGAACCCCAUUCUUAUCUGGUAAAGGCUCCUUUUCUGAUGCUGUUCGAUUCCGAACAACAUCAGGUCUUGAUGCAGCUGUUGAUCCAAUUCAGAUGAAAAAUGUCACCUUUGAACAUGUGAAAGGGGUAGAGGAAGCUAAGAAUGAAUUACAAGAAGUUGUGGAAUUUCUUAAAAGCCCUCAGAAAUUCACAAUGUUGGGUGGAAAACUUCCCAAAGGCAUCCUUUUGGUUGGACCUCCGGGUACUGGAAAAACUCUGCUAGCCCGAGCAGUGGCGGGUGAAGCAGAUGUUCCUUUCUAUUAUGCCUCUGGAUCAGAGUUUGAUGAAAUGUUUGUUGGUGUGGGAGCCAGUCGUAUCAGAAAUCUUUUUAGAGAGGCAAAAGCAAAUGCACCAUGUGUUAUAUUUAUUGAUGAGUUGGAUUCUGUUGGUGGAAAACGAAUUGAGUCACCAAUGCACCCAUAUUCUAGACAGACUAUCAAUCAGCUUCUGGCAGAAAUGGAUGGAUUCAAACCCAACGAAGGUGUCAUCAUAAUCGGAGCAACAAAUUUCCCUGAAGCCUUAGAUAAUGCCUUGAUUCGUCCUGGACGCUUUGAUAUGCAGGUGACUGUGCCCAAACCUGAUGUGAAAGGUCGGACUGAAAUUCUGAAAUGGUAUCUGAACAAAAUUAAAGUGGAUUCAGGUGUAAAUGCAGAAAUAAUAGCAAGAGGAACAGUUGGGUUCUCUGGAGCAGAUUUGGAAAAUUUGGUAAAUCAGGCAGCAUUGAAGGCCGCUGUAGAUGGGAAGGAUGUGGUAACAAUGAAGGAGCUGGAAUUUUCUAAAGAUAAAAUUCUAAUGGGCCCAGAACGCAGAAGUGUGGAGAUUGACAAGAAAAACAAAACAAUCACGGCCUACCAUGAAUCUGGACACGCUAUUGUUGCGUACUAUACCAAAGAUGCAAUGCCUAUAAAUAAGGCAACAAUAAUGCCAAGGGGACCUACGCUCGGACAUGUGUCAUUACUUCCAGAAAAUGACAGAUGGAGUGAAACCCGCUCUCAGUUGCUGGCUCAAAUGGAUGUCAGCAUGGGAGGAAGAGUUGCUGAGGAGCUCAUUUUUGGAAAUGAUAACAUCACCACAGGUGCAUCAAGUGAUUUUGAUAGUGCAACAAGGAUAGCAAAGAUGAUGGUGACCAAGUUUGGAAUGAGCGAGAAGCUUGGAGUCAUGACAUACGGGGAUACUGGAAAACUCAGCCCUGAAACACAAGCAGCUAUUGAGCAUGAAGUGCGAAUACUCCUGAAGGACUCGUAUGACCGAGCCAGAAGCCUCUUGAAGACUCACGCAAAAGAACACAAAGACUUGGCUGUUGCUUUAUUGACAUACGAGACCCUGGAUGCUAAAGAAAUUCAAAUGAUCUUGGAAGGAAAGAAGCUUGAGAUGAGAUGAUGUUUUCCCAUCUUAAACGGACUCUGAGCAAUCUGAAUGUAAAUAUGCAGACAAAGAAGAUGGGGGGUGGGGGUGAGGAAGACGGCUGCUGAAUGAAACUUGACAAGAAGGUUUCUGUUUGUUUGUUUGUUUGUUUUUUUCCAACAUAUACCCGUACACUUUUAGCAUUUUCUUCCAGCUUAUGCUGAAGAGCAGAUAUUCCUGGAAAGACUGACUGACUUUCAUUGGGAACGACGACAGACUGCUGCCAUUUCCCUUUCUGUGUGCAGUGCUUGAAAUACUGGUGCUUCCAUAGAAGUAAAGAGUCUCAGGGUCACAGCCAGUGGGUCAGGAAAGCCUCCAUGCUAUUUUGUACAAUGAAUAAGAUGUUUAUCUAUUUAUUUUAUUACUUUAAGGCCGUGAAUCCUAAUAACCAGCGAGGAGUAGGCAGCCAGUAUAUUUUAUUACUGCUGUUUUUGAAGUCUUGUGAUGUCGGCUGCAUGUUUUGUCCUCAUUCUAUCAUCGAUUUACUUGUAAAUUGAAAUACAUAUUUACCAUUUUUUUAGUGGUUUCUUUCCAUUUUAGUGGUUACAUUUUUAGAGUGCACAAGUUCAGUAGUUAUUUUUAUAUUCUUUGCCCCCAGCAUCACAUUGCCAUUAUGGUAUUUAUUAAUGGGAGAACCUUAUUUAGUUCACUUUGCAAACCUCGCUUAUAUUUUCUAGUCUGCAAAAUCAAUUCCAAGUAAUCAAGUAAAGGUAAAACGUUGAACCCAGCUUUUAAUUGUAAAUGAUUUAUACAGUAAAAGUGAACAAAAUAUAAUAAAUCUGCCAUUCCUCUGCAGUUAUUAUAGGAAUCCUUAAUGGAUUAAUUUACGAAUUGCCUCAGUGGUGAAUUUUGUAUUUGAACAGAAUCUGAAAUAAAAUCCUAAGGUAAGCCUUUCAAAAAAUUUGUUUAAAAAAAAGAUUUAAAAUAAAAGAUACUGUUGGGUGGUAAUUGACAUUUUCACAAGUGUGUCGAGAUUCCUGGCCGCAAAACAAACACUAAAAUACUUGAAAUGUUCAGUUUUAAUCCCCUUUAAAAUACUUUUUAAAGCUGUCUUCACUUCAAAUGUUUAAUCCUGAGCUUUAGCAUAAUUUUGAGGUGUGACUAAAUUGAUAAAUGAUUUUAAGUACAUGAAUUUUUUUUUUUGAUUGGUUGGUUGCGCACUCGUUGACAUUUUGAAAAUUUCAAAUUCUAAAUGCAGACAUUCCUAGUAAGCCGAGGUCCUCCCUUCUGCGGCCUCUCGUUGCCCACACUGAUGUGGUGUAGCAGUUUCAGCCCCACGUCUGUGUGUAGGAAACGCAUUUGUCUGAAAACGGUUUCAACUGAACACUUCAGAUUAUUUGUUUCAAAAAUAUUGUUUCAUCUGGUUCUUGCAGCAGUGAUCAGGAUCUACUGCCAUUUCCAUCCCUUGCAAUAAUUGCACAUUUGCGGUUUCCAUCCUUCUGUAAGAUGCCUGAUAUUUAACCAUUUUAUUUGCACAUUUGUUAUUGCUCUUAGCUUUAAAAUGUAUGUUUGCAUUUGUUUUCCUUUGUGUAUCUGUUCAUGUAUAUAAACUAAAGAAGUAAAAAUAAAUCAUAAUCAAAUGCCUUUAA